AUGGAGGCACACACUUGGAGGCACCUGCUGCCUUUAAGAAUGAAAAACAAAGUCGUCCUCAUCAUGUGGUCAUUUAUGGUCCAAGAGGUGUUCGGCGGGGCCAGUGAAACGGCCUGUUCCUCCACGAGUGUGCAGAUCCUGCACACAGGUGCCAAAGGACUCAUAUUCCCUUUGCAAAUGAAAGAAGAAACAGAGCAACAGAGCAUCCUUGAACGAGAUACUGAUGUAAACGGGAAGAAAUCAUUCCUAUUUUCAGCUCUGUAUGCUGCCUUUAUAUUUGGUGGUCGGCACCUCAUGAACAAACGAGCAAAAUUUGAACUGAGGAAACCACUAGUCCUCUGGUCCCUGAGCCUUGCCGUCUUCAGUAUAUUCGGUGCUGUUCGAACUGGUGCUUAUAUGCUGUACAUUUUGAUGACCAAAGGCCUGAAGCAGUCAGUGUGUGACCAGAGUUUUUACAUUGGACCUGUCAGCAAAUUCUGGGCAUAUGCAUUUGUGCUAAGCAAAGCACCUGAACUAGGUGAUACAAUAUUCAUUAUUCUUAGGAAACAGAAGCUCAUCUUCUUACACUGGUACCAUCAUAUUACUGUGUUACUUUAUUCUUGGUAUUCCUACAAGGACAUGGUGGCUGGCGGUGGCUGGUUCAUGACCAUGAACUACGGAGUGCACGCCGUUAUGUACUCUUACUAUGCCUUGCGGGCUGCUGGCUUCAGAGUCUCACGCAAGUUUGCCAUGUUCAUCACCUUGUCGCAGAUCACUCAGAUGUUGAUCGGUUGUGUGAUCAAUUACCUGGUCUUCUCUUGGAUGCAGCAGGGCCAGUGCCAUUCCCACGUGCAGAACAUCAUCUGGUCCUCUCUCAUGUACCUCAGCUACUUUGUGCUCUUCUGCCAUUUUUUCUUUGAGGCCUAUAUCGGCAAAACCAGAAAAGAAAGGAAGGUUGACUAGUGGUAGAAACAAGACAGAAGCCAUAGCUCAGGGUCAUCAAGAAAAACAAAAUUAUAAGAAAAGAAAAUGGCACAAGGAAACACAUAUAUGUAUGGUGCAGCUAAAACUUGGCAGCUUAGGGAAAGUUAGCUUGGUUUAACCCAGUAAGUUUAUGAUCCUAUCAUGGUGAGGACUCACUGAAUUCUACUCUAUCUCAAAGGACUGCUGAUGAAAGACAACUUCCUUCUUGUACCUGUCUGCUCUAGAAAAGAAAGGAGAAGAGAAAGAAGAGAAAAA
Messenger RNA from Pygoscelis adeliae (Adelie penguin), 1218 nucleotides. It is a transcript of the gene ELOVL6, whose product is annotated as ELOVL fatty acid elongase 6. Gene Ontology annotation, molecular function: fatty acid elongase activity. The transcript has 5 exons. Gene Ontology annotation, cellular component: endoplasmic reticulum membrane. NCBI's taxonomy places the organism in Eukaryota, Metazoa, Chordata, Aves, Sphenisciformes, Spheniscidae. Gene Ontology annotation, biological process: fatty acid elongation, polyunsaturated fatty acid; sphingolipid biosynthetic process; fatty acid elongation, monounsaturated fatty acid. Bases 1 to 942 code for a protein of 313 amino acids. The record is from RefSeq and is a predicted model, not a curated record.